Rhinolophus ferrumequinum (greater horseshoe bat) is the source of this 3885-nucleotide messenger RNA. It is a transcript of the gene BMT2, whose product is annotated as base methyltransferase of 25S rRNA 2 homolog. Gene Ontology annotation, biological process: negative regulation of TORC1 signaling. Bases 114 to 1331 code for a protein of 405 amino acids. NCBI's taxonomy places the organism in Eukaryota, Metazoa, Chordata, Mammalia, Chiroptera, Rhinolophidae. The record is from RefSeq and is a predicted model, not a curated record. The transcript has 5 exons.
GCUCCGGCUCUUCUACCUCCUCCCGCUGCUGCCUCCGCUGCUGCCUCCUUCCCCACUUCCUUCGUCAGGCGGGCGUCUGCGGGGGUCCGAGGGGCGGCGGCGGCAGCAGCGAUAUGGAGCUUGAGACCGGCGGCCGAAGCGCUGCUCGCGGACACGGCGCUGGAUCCCCGAGCAUUCCGCCGCCCCGGGAGCAGGAGCGGAAGCUGGAGCAGGAGAAGCUGUCCGGGGUGGUGAAGAGCGUCCACCGGCGGCUCCGCAAGAAGUACCGGGAAGUGGGAGAUUUUGAUAAGAUCUGGCGAGAACAUUGUGAGGAUGAGGAAACACUUUGUGAAUAUGCUGUUGCAAUGAAAAAUUUGGCAGAUAAUCAUUGGGCAAAAACUUGUGAGGGCGAAGGUCGUAUUGAAUGGUGUUGUAGUGUAUGCAGAGAAUAUUUCCAAAAUGGUGGGAAGAGAAAAGCACUUGAAAAAGAUGAAAAAAGAGCUAUACUCGCCACUAAGACCACUCCAGCCUUAACUACGCAUGAGUCUUCUAAACUUGAAGGUCAUUUAUCCAACCUCAGCUUUACAAACCCUGAAAUUAUAACUGAGUUACUACAAACCUCAGGAAAGAUCAGAUUACUUGAUGUUGGCAGCUGCUUUAACCCAUUUCUGAAGUUUGAAGAAUUUCUCACUGUCGGCAUAGACAUUGUACCUGCUGUAGAGAGUGUGUAUAAGUGUGACUUCCUGAACUUACAGCUUCAGCAACCACUCCAGCUUGCACAGGACGCUGUAGAUGCCUUUUUGAAGCAGCUGAAAAACCCUAUUGAUUCUCUUCCUGGAGAACUUUUCCAUGUGGUUGUUUUCUCUCUGCUUCUUUCUUAUUUUCCAUCACCUUACCAGCGAUGGAUUUGCUGCAAGAAAGCCCAUGAACUGUUAGUGUUAAAUGGUUUAUUGCUUAUCAUCACACCUGAUUCCUCCCAUCAGAACCGUCAUGCUAUGAUGAUGAAAAGCUGGAAGAUUGCCAUAGAGUCCCUGGGCUUUAAACGUUUCAAGUACUCAAAAUUUUCACAUAUGCAUCUGAUGGCAUUUAGGAAAAUCUCCCUAAAAACCACAAGUGACUUGGUGAGUAGGAACUACCCAGGGAUGUUAUAUAUUCCUCAAGAUUUCAACAGUGUAGAAGACGAGGAAUAUUCUAAUCCUUCCUGCUACGUGCGAUCAGAUACAGAAGAUGAACAGCUAGCGUGUGGUUUCACAGAGCUCCCUGAGGCACCAUACGACUCAGAUUCUGGAGAAAGUCAAGCCAGCUCCAUUCCUUUCUAUGAGCUGGAAGAUCCCAUAUUACUUUUAAGUUAAUAUAAAAGCAAAAGACCCCUUCAGUCCAGACUCCUAAACUAAUUGCUUACACUAAUCAGAAUUACUAACAUGAACUCAGUACUUAAAAUCUGGUUUGCAUAGGAGAAAUACACAGGUUUACAGAGUUUACUAUUUUUUUCUGCUUCUGGAUUUUAAAAUUUAUUCUUAUAUAGAAAGCUUAAAGUUUCAUGUAGAGUGACCCCUGUCAUAGCGGAAACCACUGUUACUUUAGCAUUUAGCACUAAGAUACCACAGAAAGGUACCUUUUUCUCUUUAGUGUUAUUGUGAAAAAUGAAGCAUAAUUUGCUAUGUAUUUUUUUCUUUUUUCCAUCUUUUCAAUGUUGACUUUAAACCACUGCAUUGAGAAACUUUAAGUAGAAAGCUGUAGAUUUCACUUUGAUGAUUCACAAGUUAAAUGUGACAGAUAGAUUGGUUUAGUUAUUUUGUGAUGCACUUACUCUUUUUUCUAACUAAAUUAUCUAUUACAGAAAGCCAUUUUCUGUAUUCAGUUUUGUCUGAUGAUCCAACAUUUCCUAAUCUUUUUGGAAUUGAUGAUAAUUUUUUUCCUUGUUCUUGCUCAUUUCGCAACAUCACACAUUGGGGGACAGAUUUCCCCCAAAGUAUAUAUUGUCAUUUGAUUAACACAGUACAAUAAACACCAUUGCCAAAGUAAAAUUUUCAUCUUUCUUAUUGAUUUGGUCCUUGGUGUUAAGUAUAUUUAAUUGUGAGAGUUCACUUUUACUCUUUUUAUUUAGGUUUCAUUUACAAAAUAUUUAAGCAAGUAACAAUAUAUACUUGAUAUUGACCUGAAACACCUUUGUGAAAGGGUUUGCACUUGUAAGAGAGCUUUUAUUUUAUCUAGACCAAUCUUGAUAAAAAGUCCUCACCUUUCCGUUAGGGAAAUGAUGCACUACAAGUCUGAAAUUAUAUAGAAAACAUUUUAAAUUAACCCACUGCUGGUAGUCUCAUAAAAUGGUUUCGACCUUUUGGUAUUCUUAUUUCUAUCUAAACCCUAGCUAAACAUUUUCUUUGAAAAUAUAAACCAUUAGUUGGCUGUGGGAAUUUUCCCUUUCCACAUUGAUAAAUGCCUUUCUGUGUUUCUGGAUCAGAAGCAAAUUAUUAAGGAGAAAUAUAUGUCUAAACAAGACAAGAUUUAGUUUAAAUAGCUAAAAACACUUAGUCUUACAUUGUCUUGUCAGCCAGCAAUUGUCAUGUAAACUAUCAUUUUUUAAGAGUGCCACUGUGUGGAUUUUUUUCAAGUGGUUAUUACAUUAAAAUUACCUCAUACUGAGGUUUUUGCACUGAAAUAUCAGUUUCAGAUUUCAUGAUUAAUGUACGUGUGUGUGUUUUUAAAGCAAACUUGCAUUUUCAAUUGUUGACCCUAAAUUUCAUAAACUACUUCUUUACUCUGGUAAACUGAUGUUUUUGUGCUUAUUAUGAAGUGCUGUAGUUAACUUUGAAUGUGAAACUUAGAAAUGCAAAAUUUAUCCUUUAAGAAAUAAAUGGUUGAGUGUAUUCCUGAUAUUUCACAUUCUAAAUUAACGAAAGUAAAGAGAUUGUAAUUAACCCAGAAAGGUUAGUUAAUUACAUGCAGUAAACAUUUGUUGCUGAAAUAUGCCAGAAGUAACUUGAAAUUUUUCAUUUACUUUCAAUAGUAUAAGAUACCUUAAUAGUUAGGCUUGACUUUUCUUUCCAGUCAAGCCUUGACCCACAAGACUGGUCAAGUCUUGUAGUUCCCCCAAAAGAAGAAGGAAAAAAAAACACUGUGUUCAGGACAACACAAAACUUGUUUUGGUAGUACUUCUUUUACAUAUUGUUGGUUUUCUUUGAUUUGACUAAAUAUUGUUAAGGGCAAAGAAAACAAUAUACCAAAUAAAAAUGCUUUGAAAGUAAAUGAAAACAGUGCUUUUGAGAGGCUUGUAUAAGUACGACCUUGGAGUCAACCUUCGUGUCACAGCUAAAAUGUUGGUGCUAUACAUUCUUCUGAUUGUUUACAGAUGUUGAUUCUGCUUAUGCUCCGAAAUGUGCAUGAUGUAUUUUAAGUAGUACUUUACAGAAAAAUCUCUUUAUAAAACCUAUACUCCCACUUAGUAUAAAUUUGUUUGAAUUUAUAAAUACCAUUUGUUACUGUAAAUUCAGCUUAUUCAAAUUAUGUUGGCACAGGAUUUAAACUAAUACAUAUUCCACCAAAGCCAGUUCAACGUAUGUGUUAAAAUAUAAGCAGUCAUGUGGCUAGGUGCCAGAUUAUAUGUGUAAUGACGAGAAGUUAAUAGAACCUUCCUUUUAAUAUACUGUAUGGGUACUCUCGAGAAUGAUUUCAUUUAGAUAUAAAGAAGUUAAGGGGCCUCCUGUCACAUUCACAAUAGGACUGUCCAAAACUAUUUGGUGUUUCAAACACAAAUAAUUUGGUUGGAUUCUUCAGGAUCAAGUGGUUUAUAUCAUAGUUGCCAGGUGGUGGGAGGUGGCAUACCUGAAAAUGUAUGUUUGUGUUUGUUGUAUUUUUUCACAUUUUGUGAGCAAAGCACAUUUAUUAAAAAUUUUAAAUUUUCUAGUA